CCACGGCUGCUCCACCGCGGAUGCCGCGCCACGGCGGAAGAGGAGCUGGAGGCGCUGAGGAGGCAGAGGCUGGCAGAGCUACAGGCCAAGCAUGGGGAUCCUGGGGAUGCGGCACAACAGGAAGCAAAGCACAGGGAAGCAGAAAUGAGAAACAGUAUUUUAGCCCAAGUACUGGAUCAGUCAGCCCGGGCCAGGUUAAGUAACUUGGCACUUGUAAAACCUGAAAAAACUAAAGCAGUAGAGAGUUACCUUAUACAGAUGGCAAGAUAUGGACAAAUAAGUGAGAAGGUAUCAGAACAAGGUUUAGUAGAAAUCCUUAAAAAAGUAAGCCAGCAAACAGAAAAGACAACAACAGUGAAAUUCAACAGGAGAAAGGUAAUGGACUCUGAUGAAGAUGACGAUUAUUGA
Callithrix jacchus (white-tufted-ear marmoset) is the source of this 408-nucleotide messenger RNA. Lineage: Eukaryota; Metazoa; Chordata; Mammalia; Primates; Cebidae. The record is from RefSeq and is a predicted model, not a curated record.